This is a messenger RNA of Phoenix dactylifera (date palm), 695 nucleotides long. RefSeq names its product tobamovirus multiplication 2B (gene TOM2B). The record is from RefSeq and is a predicted model, not a curated record. Lineage: Eukaryota; Viridiplantae; Streptophyta; Magnoliopsida; Arecales; Arecaceae.
AACUGUUAGGAGAGAGUCCGGCGGUAGGAGAUAGAGAGGGGGGGAUGGCGACGACCGGCGGCGGAGGUGGGAGUCGGGAAGGGAGCGCGAAGGCGACGGCGGCGGAUCAGAUCUGCCAGGCGGUGCAAUCGACCUCCAAUCUCCUCCACCUCAUGCAGGACUCCUCCCCCUCCCAGGCUCACCUAAUAAAGCUCCCUAAGAAUCUCUUGGCCAAAGCUUCUACUGUCAAGAACACAGGGCAAGUGUUAGAGCAACUUCCUCAGGUCAUUUCAUCUUUGGAUGCUUACUUGGAGGACAGUUUACAGAGGAGACGGGGAAGCUCGAUACUAGUGAAGUUCUCAGUGGAAAUUUUCCCUUUUCUCAAUCAGAUGGCAAGCCUAUUAAUAAUUUUUGAAUGUUUGGGCGCUCCUCAUCUGAAGACUGUAACUCAGUUGCUGUCAAAUAUGGAAACCUCUCAGCUUAGAUCUGCAUUUCCACCCUAUCGACGAGAAGAGAAACAAAAGGAUUCCAAUUCAGAAAAAAGUUGUUAAAACAAUGUAACACCUUUGCAGGUUCUGCACCUGAAAAAAUCAUCCUCUCAUUUUUUUUUAAAAUAUAUUAUUCUACAUAAGAUAACUACACCAUUGUCAAGGACCCUGGAGCUAUUCCAAGGAGUGUGAUAUUCUUGUUUGGAAUUUAUUGUCCCUUCUACUGAA